This is a messenger RNA of Chinchilla lanigera (long-tailed chinchilla), 915 nucleotides long. Its product is annotated as vomeronasal type-1 receptor 90-like. Gene Ontology annotation, cellular component: membrane. The transcript has a single exon. Gene Ontology annotation, molecular function: pheromone receptor activity. The record is from RefSeq and is a predicted model, not a curated record. NCBI's taxonomy places the organism in Eukaryota, Metazoa, Chordata, Mammalia, Rodentia, Chinchillidae. Bases 1 to 915 code for a protein of 304 amino acids. Gene Ontology annotation, biological process: G protein-coupled receptor signaling pathway.
AUGAAUAAGAACAGCAAAAUUUUCAAGUUUAUUGACAUACAAUACAUGUUUUUCUUUGAAGUCAUCAUUGGAAUCAUAGCUAAUACAGUACUGCUUCUCUUUUAUGUCUUCCUAUUUCUCCUGGAGCACAGACUCAACCCUAUCAAUCUGACCAUUGGCCACUUGGCCCUUAUUCACAUUGUGAUGCUGGGAACUUGUUUCAUAACAAUAGAUAUUUUUGGAUUUCAAGUUUUAGGAGAUGACAUUACAUGUAAAUUGGUUAUAUAUUUGCACAGGGUGAUGAGGAGCCUCUCCAUCUGUACCACCUGCCUGCUGAGUGUCCUCCAGGCCAUCACCCUCAGCCCCAGAAGCUGCUGUUUGGCAAAGUUCAAACAGAAAUCCCUGCCCCAGAACCUGUGUUACUUUCUCUUCAUAUGGGUCCUCAAUAUGGUCAUCAGUGCCCGUUUCUUAAUCUCCACUAUUGCCACCCCUAAUGUGACUUCCCCAAACCUUAUGUUUGUCACUCAGUCCUGCUCCCUUUGGCCCGUUAGUUAUCUCCUUAAAUAUAUAACUUUCUCCUUGAUGAUUUUGCAGGAAAUUUCUGUUAUAGGGCUCAUGGGACUCUCAAGUGUGUACAUGGUGCUUCUUUUGUACAGGCACAGAAGGCAGUCCCAGCACCUUCACAGUACCAAAUUAUCUCCAAAAGCAUCCCCAGAGCAAAGGGCUACUCACACUAUUUUACUGCUCAUGAGUGUCUUUAUUGUUAUCUAUGCUUUGGACUGUGUCAUCUCCUCAACAUCUGGAGUGUUCUGGAAACGUAACCAGAUUCAUCAUUAUAUCCAAAUGCUGGUUGGCAAUGGCUAUGCCACAAUAUGUCCUUUGGUGCUAAUCAGUACUGAAAAAAGAAUGAUGAAGUGUUUAACAUCCAGGUCUUAA